ACUGCUGAGAGGUAUAAAUUAUCAUUCUCAUUAACAGAUGAAGAAAUUGAAGCUGACAAUGGCUUGGGAAACUUAGAUUGACGGUACAGUCUGUAGGUCCUAGAGACGGGACCAAUUCCUAAUUUGUUUUACCCAAAAGUCAUGAUCUUCACCACAAUACAGCACUGCCUGUCAACAGGAGGGGUUGGGAAGAGAAAGGGGUCUAGGAUGACUCUCCUGUUUCUUGCAGAGGUGACUGAAGAAAUCGAGAGAACACAGGAGGAGAAGCAAGUUGUGGGAAAGAUGGAUUCGGUUUUAGACUCCAGCUGAGCAAGUCUAGUGGGGCUGUAAAUGAGGAACACAAAUCUCUCUCUAAGCACUGUCCCGGCCCCACCAUCUGCAGAGCUCAUUGGUCUUAGGGCACUUGGGGUUCUGCCUUCUGACUCCUCUCUUUUGGGUGUGGAAGGUAGGCUCUCUGAAGAGAACACCUUCAACCUGGGCCAUACACUGAAGGGAGGCCAGGCUGAGAUGACUGUGACCAGCAGGCUCUGGGCAACCAACUCUUUGCCUCCGGUGAAGGGGAAGGUGGGGGUGAAAAAGAGAGUUCUGAGCCGGGUGCUUUCCCCAACAUGACAAAUCAACAAACAAUAGCAAGAGGGUGAUAGGCGAGGCUCAGGUGGCCAUAGCUCCUAAAGCCCAGGCUUUUCUGUCUAAUCCCACCUGACAAGUUUGAACCUUCAGGGUCAGCAUCUACAGAUUCUCAGGAUCUAUGUGACAGGGCCUGAGGUCAGAGGUAAGAGGCAAUGUGACAGGUAUUGGAAUGAAGUUGGUACCUGGGAGGUCAUUGGGGAGGUCUUUCUCAAGUCUGUCACAGCCCCCCUAAACUUGAAUCUAAAACUAAAGCACAAACUAGAAUCUAAAACUGAGGCAUCCUAUGGAAGGCCCUUGAGUAGGUGGCCUCCUGGGAGCCCGUAAGUGGGAUGACAGUGUGGCAGACCCUGAUCCCUGAGGGUCAGGAAAAAGCUGCACUGUGUUCCUCACAAACACAACAUACAGUGCUUUUCACUCACCUCUCCUUGGGAGCAGGGCCUGCGGCCCAGAGAGAACAUCAAAGAGAGUCUAGGAACUCCUGGUCUUCUGGCAAGGAGGUUGGAACUAAGUGUUCUGAAGACACCAGGAGGAGGAGACCAGGUAGCAGUGUAUCUCUUCUCCCGCACAUCCAGCCUCCUCAGCACAGGGCCUCCUCAGGAUCAGGGGACACUCCAUUCUCCCAAACUGCUCUUUGUCCAGAAACCAUUCUAGUCUGUUCUUCCUUUGAACUGUCUUUGGUCUCAGGUAAGAAUCCCUGCCCAUGCCCAGUUCAUCUUCCAGUGCCUAUGCUUCCUCUGGAGCAGUUAGAGAAUUGGAGCUCCGCAGCUCCUUCUGCUCCUCUGUAUUUUUACCAUAAGGGUUGACUAGGGCCAGGGAUAGUUGGGAAGAGUUUCUUACCUAACAAGCAGCUGCAGCUCCUAUCUGUAACUAUUGCAGCUUGUGGACUGAAUGAAGCUGAGACCCCGUGGUGGACCAAGGGAAUGGGGGGCAUGGCUAGGGGAACUUGGGAGCGUGUUUUCUCUCUGGACAUGAAAACUAGGGCUGGAUGCUCUCUGAGAUAGAUACAGUUCAGCUUUUAGAGUGUGGGGGAGGACACACAGGGAAGGCUGGGUGGACACUAGAGUCUCCCGGAGGGACAGAUGGUCACUCUAGGCUCACCUCUGCCUCCAAACACUCUACCAGCAGGAGGAAUGACACCAGUGGUGGCCUGGAUCCUGUCCCUCCAGCUUGUUCUAGGGCCAACUCUGGUCAUGGACAUCAAUAUGCGGAAAGCUGUUAAGAACUUCCGUGCCUUAAACAUCGACUAUCCCAGAGUGGAAAACCUGAAGAAUAGCAAAGCCUACUGUAAUAUUCUGAUGUCCUAUGUACGGGGUACAAUGCAAAGCUGGUUUUGCCCAAAGGUUCAUUAUUGGAUACAUGCUCCUUGGAAAGACAUCCGGCCAUUGUGCAAGCACAGUGACAGCUUCUGUGAGAAUUACAAUGCAUUUUGUAUAUUCACCCAGGAAUCCUUUCCAGUCACAACCUGCUCUGUGACCAACGAGCAGCCCGCCAGCUGCAACUACAAUACCUCCCUAUCCAACCAGAGGCUUUGCCUGCUCUGUUCUGCAAAGGAUGAGGCUGAACCCAUAGGUAUCUUUGGUACCCUUUAAGGGAGGUUAGCAUUCUAAACCACUCCCUACUGCCACCACAGACCAGCCUCUCCCACUAAACUCUGAUUCUUGGCUCAAGCCUGCCUCCCUUACUUCAGAGGCAGGCAGUUCCCUUCCCAGACCAGGAAGGUAGGAGAAACGUCCAGAACCUUGGUCGCCAUGCAGAGUUUUACUGUCUUCUAGGCUCUUUCCAACUUGUUUACCUCCCUGUCCUCUACCCCCUCCCUCCCUCUCCCACAGACAGUCUUACCCACCCAAGAAGCUGACUGUGUCCAGUUGGCAGUGACUGUCCAUCGACAGGGCCAGAUUCUGAAUCCUGGAUGGAGGCCCAGAGCCUCAGCUCACACCAUGGCAACAGGCACCCUGCUUAGUGUCUCAGCUCCCCACCCCCACCAGCCUUUCCUGUCCAGUCUUCCCCAUUUACCCUACAGCUCCCUCCACUCACUCACCAACACGGUGGGUGUCUCUGGCCAGAAAAACCUCCCUGACUCCCUUCUGAUCAUUUCAGCCUCGCCUCCCUGCAACCCUUUCAAUUCCCAGUCUGCUCCUUUCUAUGAAAUCAUUGAUUUUCUCUUCAUGUAAGCUGUCCUGGCUGCCCUCCUGCUAUCUGGAGCCCAGGGCCAUGUCUCCCCCACACCCCAGGCUUCUGUAGUCACCUGUCCUCUUCUCUCUGACCUUUCAUCUUUCUCACUUUGGCCCUCUGGAAUGUCAAGCUAGAACUUCUCUGACUUAUUCCUCUCCUCUUUCCUUUCCUAAGGCUCCUCCUGACAAACCCCCAACUCAAGGAGUUUCCACUAACAAGGCAGGGGUGAGGUGGGUAGUUGGAGAAAAUUUGAAACCACAUCUGAGUUUAGUAGGACAUAACCAUUGGAAAUUGGGUGGAAGGUACACGGAUCCUUCUGUACUGUUUUUGCAUCUUUUUGUGAAUUUAUAAUCAUGUCAAAAUUAAAAAAUCAA
Messenger RNA from Talpa occidentalis (Iberian mole), 3176 nucleotides. It is a transcript of the gene RNASE13, whose product is annotated as ribonuclease A family member 13 (inactive). Gene Ontology annotation, molecular function: nucleic acid binding. The coding region runs from base 1710 to 2219 and encodes 169 amino acids. The record is from RefSeq and is a predicted model, not a curated record. NCBI's taxonomy places the organism in Eukaryota, Metazoa, Chordata, Mammalia, Eulipotyphla, Talpidae. The transcript has a single exon.